UCCGCCGGUCGUUUUCCUCACUUCUACCUGUCAAACCAGUUUGAUGAGUUGAGUUUCAAAACAAAGCACUCCUACCUCCUGUUCGCGCGUCCCGAGAUCUCCUCGUGCUCUUCAGGGUCGAUUUUAGGGUGACUCAAUCACCUGCUCCUGUCAUAUCGUCGUCAGGUUAUCCCUGUCGCCACAGAUUAAACAUUCGUGAUGUCUACUGGUGUAGACGUGGCCGGUGGCGUCGAUGAGACAACGCCUCUUAUCCAAGGUCGUUCGGGCACAGAAGGAGGUUCGGAAGUGAUCCAGAAUUUGAAACGAAACACACAAACGUACAAGGGACAGAAAACCCUCCACGAGACCGUCCAGAACACUGCCCUGUUCGGCACGAAUGUGGCACAGUUGGUCGCACUGCUGAUAGAAAACCCAGAAGUAUCAAGUCUCACCACUAUGCAGGUGGCCCGGAUAGCCCUCCUUGGAGCGUCCAUCCUGUUCCAACUGGUGAUCUACAUACUGCUGCUGCUGCAGGGUAAGACAGUGGUGAAGAAGGAACACGAGUAUGCCCGGCCGGGACAGAGACAGGAAGACAAACAGAGACUGAUGACGGAGAACAAGGCUGCCAUUGUGUUCUCUGUACUGGUGAUGGCUGCUAACUUCGCCCUGACUCAGCUGAAUGAAUGAAAAGUGGUCGACAGACGACAAAAAGUUCCUUGGUUGUGUUUAAUGAAGAGGAAAACAGUCAUGAAUUGUUUGUUAAUUGAGCUCUUUUUUACAAUACAAUAUUGUUUGUUUAUUUGUUUUGUUUUAUUUAUUCACUUUCACAAAUGAGUAGGAAAUGACGUAUUUAGGAAGAGGGGGGAAAGCUUUAAUGUUUUAUGUUAAGCCGUCAUCCUUUACUCUUAUUCAUUAAUUUAAGAUUUUAUUUUUAAAUGUUGUUACAAUGCCUAACGAGUUUAAAGUUAAUGCAGUAUUUGGAAGCAAAAGACUUUAUUAUGAUGUAUGUAUCCCUAUGGUUGUCACCAAUACAUUUCCACAUUAUCACUCUCUUCAUAUUUACCUUCACAUACAAGACAGUUUAAGACCG
Molecule: messenger RNA, 1069 nt
Organism: Branchiostoma floridae (Florida lancelet)
Lineage: Eukaryota; Metazoa; Chordata; Leptocardii; Amphioxiformes; Branchiostomatidae
Exons: 4
Coding region: 199-666 (155 amino acids)
Biological process (GO): cell adhesion; tissue regeneration
Cellular component (GO): membrane
Source: RefSeq, a predicted model, not a curated record